AAUCCCCGAAGAGGAAGAAAGUAUGUUCUUUCUACUAAUAGGACCUAUCCAGUGCUUGGCAGCUGUGCUCCUCCUGCUGUCUGAUCUCUGUGCAGGAGAAAGGAUAGUAUCCAUUCAGAAAGGACUUCUAUAUCGAGCAAGAGGCUACCACGUCACCAUCUGGUGUAAUGUCAGUGGUUACCAGGGACCAAUGGAGCAGAAUUUCGAAUGGUCCAUUCAUCGGCCAUCGGACCCAAAUAGAAAGCUGCAAAUUAUCAGCACGGAUGACGCCUCCUUUCCUUAUGCUAUCUACUCUCAGCGCGUUGGAAGUAGGGAAAUCUACAUAGAAAGGAUCCGAGGAGAUUCUGUUCUGCUGCACAUCACUGAGCUCAGAGACGUGGAUGCCGGCGAGUAUGAGUGUUACACACCCAGCACAGAUACUGGUUACCUUGGGACUUAUGGUGCCAAAACGAACCUUUUCGUAAUUCCAGACCUGCUCGCUGCCACCAUGAGGCCACAGGCUCUCAUCCGAGACCAAGGGGAUUCAUUAGAACUCAUUUGCGAAGUGUCAACAGCUACAGUCCAACACACCCACCUCUCGGUCGGCUGGUACCUUCUUCCAGAAGGAGGCAAUGGACAAGCCCAGAGGAUCCUUUCCCUGUCCAGAGAUUUUGUCUUACUACCAGGAUCCUCUUACAAUCAGAGGUUUUCCUCAGGAGAUAUAAGGCUAGACAAAAUUGGGGUCAGAGUAUAUAAGCUCUCCAUUGUCAGCAUACAACCCUCAGACCAGGGGGAAGUGUACUGUGAGGCAGUGGAGUGGAUUCAAGAUCCCAAUGAAACUUGGAAAGAUAUUGCCCGGAAACAGACAGACAAAACAUCACUGACCAUCAGAAGCCUGGAUAAAAAUUUUGAUGUUGACAUCUCUGUUGCUAAGAGGUCUCUCCUGGAAGGGGAAGCCUUGCAGAUGAACUGCUCUGUGAAAGCCCGGAAUAAGCAAAACAGAUGGUUCCAGGUGGUUUGGCGCCAUCAUGGUAUGGUGAUGGCUAGUCUUGAUCAUUAUGGCACCUUGUCUUUUCAAAAUGACAAUGAGGAACGGCAUACUCUGGGAAACCUCCUAGUGAAGAAGCAGACCAAUGAUAAGUACAUCCUCAGAAUCAACAAGGCGGAACUGAAGGACAAAGGCACCUAUAGCUGUUUCGUUUCUGAAGUUGGGCAGACUCCCACUGGCUCCUUUGCUAUCGCAGAACAGAAGUCUUCAUCAGCCAUUGACAUAGAUGUGAAGCCUAGAGAAAGCCACUUGAAACUGUUUGUGUGGGUCAAUAAGAAACAAAUAAUGGAAGGAGAAACUUUGGUUUUCAACUGUAAUGUGAGUAUAGCUGCAAAUUCACUAUCUGUGAACUGGUGGCAUAUCCAGAGGGACAGAGAUCCUCCUCUGCUCAUAGCCAGCAUGGAACGAAAUGGCAGACUAAAGAUAGGUGCUUCUUACUUGGAGCGCAGUGCUCAUGGUGAGCUCAGGUUAGAGAAGAGGGACCCUUCCAUGUUUACUUUGACUAUCUACAACACUUUAGCCACAAAGGAUACAGGGCUGUAUCGCUGUGAAGUGACAGAGUGGUCUGAGAGCAGGAGCUGGAAGCACACACAGGAAAUCUCAACAAGAGUUGAACCACUGGGGCAGAAUUUGAAAGCUAUACUGAGUAGCAGAGUUCCAAAUGUAAAACUGCAGGAAGACCUUGUACUGUUCUGCAACGUGGCUGGUAAUGAUGACAUCACCAACAAUGUGCCAGUCUCCAUCACCUGGCUCUUCCAGCCGCACUUGAAGCGGGGUGGCUAUCAGCAAGUGGUCAAAGUCACCGCAAGAGGCACCAUCGAAUGGGGAUUGGCAUUUAUGCAAUUUGAGAAGAAAACCAAGAUUACAAAAUCCUCUCCUUUAUCCCAACUCCUUAUCCACAGUGUCACAUGGCAAGAGACAGGGAUGUAUAAGUGUGAAGUUGAAAUCUGGAGAAACUCACAGGAUGCCAGAAACUUGUCUGCAAUAGCAGCUUCUGUGCUAUCCUCUAAUCCUGUUGAGAUCAAGGUCACCCAACCAGAAAGCAAUCUCAGAAUCAACAUGGAUGUAAAGUCUUUGGAAAUCACCAGCAAUGAAGAUGUAAGAAUUGAUUGCAGAAUCAGGUCGUUGACCAAUGAGAAUUCUUGGUUAGGAGUUGCCUGGUAUUUUCUCCCAUUUUCUCCCACAAAUGCAGUUCCACUGCUGAUUAUAAGAACGAAUUACACUAACAUAUUGGAAUAUGGGGAAGCAUUCAGUUCUCUGCAUCAGAAAUCCAGGUUUCAUAACAAGAAGGUCUCCAACCACCUGUACCAGCUGCUUAUUCUGUCAGGGGGUUAUGAUGCCCGUGGCGAAUAUUACUGCGCAGUAGAUGAAUGGAUCUGGUUAACAGAUGGGGGCUGGUACAAACUUGGAACGAUGGAAUCUGGAAAAACCACGGUAUAUUUCAAGUUUUCAGAAAAUAAGCCACUCGUUGAAAGAACGAACUACAGCAUCACUGUCACCGAAAAUGAAGACGUGACCUUGAACUGUACUCUGCAGAGGCCAUUACAGCCCACCUCCCACUUCUCCAUCAGUUGGUUCAGAGUGUCAGAACAGUCCAAUACGGAAACCCUGGUGAAUAUGAAAGGCAAUGGCAUCAUUAACUAUGGCAACAGCACAAUGGCAAGGAGGCUGCACCCCCACUGCCCUUCUGUGGGUGAUUUUCUUCUGAUCCUGCAGAAUGUGGAAAAGGAUGAUGCUGGGCUGUUCUACUGCCGGGUGGAAGAGUUCAAGGCUGUCAACUGCAGUGCUGCAGGAGCAAAACAUGAAUGGGGUGAAUCGGGAUUCAGGAAGCUAGUUGUACGCCCUUCAGUGUCAACCAGUUCCACCCAGAUCUGUUCUUCUCCACCGCUGUUCCGUUUCCUUGUAUUCUACCCUCUGGUCCUGUUUGUUAUCCUGAUGACUGCCUUCCUCUUCUUGCACUUCAAAAAGAAACGCGCUCAGAAGAACAAACUGAAUGUGUGGGAAGAGAAGACAUCUGUUGAAGCGGCUGAGAUGGCGGCACCAUCCCGUUCCAAGCUCAGUGCCGAAAGCCACAAAGACAUAGUGGAGGAAGAAACCAAUCGUCUCAAGGGUAAUGAAGAGGACUGAGCAUUUGUUGAAGAGUGAAGAGAGGCAUUCUGUGCUGCAUUGAAUUCUGGUGACUUUGGGGGAGACUUCUCUUUAGCACUCAAUCAGAGCAAAUGGCAAUUUGGGUUCUCCCGAGACAGACAGAUGUCAACAACUGAUGUUGGAAGCUAUCACCAUUCUCGUUUCUGGUUUGACUUCCAGCUCCCUCCCCUCUUUUGUUCUUCCUCUUCCUAUACUUUUUGACUCUGAGGAUCCUCACAAACAGGUAUUUAGCAGCAGGAAGUUUUAUUUGACAAUCCAGAACUUGCCUCCCGAUAGUGCGAAGUGAACUCUCUUGCCUUCUCAGGCAGCGCAUGGGAAUGAAUUCCUGGCUCAGUGCUUCUUUUAAAUGGAAUUGUCACUCGUGGGGCACGAACUCAACACGGUACUUUUUUAACCAUGCAGAGAGGUACUUUUAACCUUUCAUAAAAAGACAUAAUAAAGCAAUAAUGCCAUGAAUGUAUUUCAGCAUUAAAUUUAAAGACGGUUAGCACUUAAAUUCCCGCUGCCUUUCUCCCAUUCUAAUUCUAUUCUCUGCUGACCCUGCACAGUUUUAUGAAGCUCAGAUUUAAGGUGAUUCACUGUGGGUUUUUAAACAAGACUCAAGACAGCAGAGACGCACAGAUAUCCCCUCUUAAUCUAUUUCAUGGAUACACUGAGACAUAUUCCAGAAGAACUGAACAUUUAGAAUACACACUUUAUCAGCAUUUUGUAGCAGAGAGAGUCAGACUAGGACCUGGGACACCAUGACUCAGAUUCCCACUUGGUCAUGAUGAAGCUCCCUGGGUGACCUGGGCCAGUUGACUGUUUCUCAGCCUAACCUACCUCACAGGGUUGUUGUGGAAAUUACAUGAGGGAGGGGGAGAACAAUGUAUACCACUUGGAGCUUCUUGGAGAAAAAGGUGGGAUAAAAAUGCAUUUUUUUAAAAAAAAAUGCCAACUGUAUAGAAGGUAACACAACCUUGAGACUAGUCCCAAGGGUGAUCAAUGAAUCAAUGCCAUGCAAAAAAAAAAGGCAAAGCAGCAAGGGACGUUGUUGCCAGGUGGCCCUAAGAAUCUGUUGCCCCAGGUUUCCAGAGCCUUCUCCUUGUUUUUUUCUUUUCUUUUUAAACUUAAUAUUUAUUUUAUUUUGCUUACAGGACUGCUGAGCAUUUUCAAGGCACAGUGUUGCUGAGACCCCCAAGCACCCAUUAUCUUAAUUUGAUCAGAGACCUAAAUUCCCUUCUCUCUAUAAAUUAGCACUUUCAAAUUGUAUGCAAGUCUAUGUCACAGGCCUGCGCCUUUUAAACACCUAGUGGCAUCCCCGAGAGCAGGCAACUCCAGAAGAACUAUAGAUCAAGUCACAAUGCGCAUUACACGGUCAAGGAAUUAAGUACCUAGAAAACACAUGUGCACAUAUGCAAAUACAAAGGUACUUGCAAUGCAGAUUUCAAUGAGAGCUGAGGCUUUUUAGCCUAGUGGCAUCGGUGAUCCUACUGAAAUCAGACAUGCACCUACAAUGCUGAUAUUUCAUCU
Molecule: messenger RNA, 4687 nt
Organism: Zootoca vivipara (common lizard)
Lineage: Eukaryota; Metazoa; Chordata; Lepidosauria; Squamata; Lacertidae
Gene: CD101
Product: CD101 molecule
Cellular component (GO): membrane
Source: RefSeq, a predicted model, not a curated record